Molecule: messenger RNA, 982 nt
Organism: Lampris incognitus (smalleye Pacific opah)
Lineage: Eukaryota; Metazoa; Chordata; Actinopteri; Lampriformes; Lampridae
Gene: eef1da
Product: eukaryotic translation elongation factor 1 delta a (guanine nucleotide exchange protein)
Exons: 8
Coding region: 123-905 (260 amino acids)
Biological process (GO): translational elongation
Cellular component (GO): cytosol; eukaryotic translation elongation factor 1 complex
Molecular function (GO): guanyl-nucleotide exchange factor activity; translation elongation factor activity
Source: RefSeq, a predicted model, not a curated record
CGGAUACAGACAAAUGCCCGCGGUCCGCUGUCUGCGAGUCCUCUUCCACCAUCGGAUUACAGCCGAGAGCACGUUUAGCACCCACACGGCUGUAAAACCUCGCUAUAAAUCGACAUACCAACAUGAGUGGACUGCAGUGCCUUGCUGCCGAGAAUAUCUGGUUCGAUAAGCACCGCUAUGAUGAGGCAGAGAAGCGCUUCUACGAGGGACCCAACGGCCCCGCCACACACUCCCAUCAACAGGUGAAAACGGCCGUGCAGGCGGCCAAAGGGCGUCAGCAGAAACGGCAGCACAGAAAUUCCUCUUCACAUACAGGAGCUGACCAGGAGUUGGUCUCACGCAUGAAGAGCCUGGAGCUGGAGAACCAAAGUCUGUACAAAGUGGUGGAGGAGAUGAGGGCAGCCCUGCAGAAGCUGGAGUCCAGGGUGGCCAUGCUGGAGAAGACCCCGACAGCAGUUACUGCCCCAUGCACCAAAGCUGCUCCAGUCCAGCAAGUAAGGGUGGUCAACGGUGGUGAUGACGAUGAUGACUUUGACCUGUUUGGCAGUGAUGAGGAGGAGGACGCUGAAGCAGAGCGCAUAAAGCAGGAGCGCCUUGAGGCCUACGCCGCCAAGAAGGCGAAGAAGCCUAGCAUCAUUGCCAAGUCCUCUAUCCUGUUGGACGUCAAGCCUUGGGAUGAUGAGACAGACAUGGUCAAGCUGGAGGAGUGCGUACGCUCGGUGGAGGCUGACGGACUCCUGUGGGGAGCAUCCAAGCUGGUACCAGUAGGAUAUGGCAUCAAGAAACUGCAGAUCAGCUGCGUGGUUGAGGAUGACAAGGUCGGCACAGACAUGCUGGAGGAGGAGAUCACCAAGUUUGAAGACUACGUCCAGAGUGUGGAUGUUGCCGCCUUCAAUAAGAUCUAAAACCCUCCCUGCUUCAAAGCUGCUGCUGCUUUCGGCUUGUACUCUUAAAAUAAAAUCUGAGCUGUGAGCACAACUAA